AUGUCAUAUCCACAAUUUGGAUAUCCAUACUCGUCUGCUCCACAAUUUCUGAUGACAACCAACUCUCUAACCACUUGCUGCGAGUCCUCUGGCCGGUCCAUAGCGGACUCGGGCGUCGCCGCCACGGGACAGACUCCGGUGUACUGUCCGGUGUAUGAGAGCCGGUUGUUGGCCACGGCGAGGCAUGAGCUCAGCUCGGCUGCAGCGCUGGGGGUCUACGGCAGCCCGUACGCCGCCACGGGACAGGGCUAUGGGAACUAUGUCACCUAUGGCACGGACGCAUCAGCUUUCUAUUCUCUGGGUACAUUCGACACUAAAGAUGCCACUGCAUCUGCACAUGCGGGAAUAACCCAGACAACAGCAUAUUACCCCUACGACCCAACCCUGGGACAGUACCAGUACGACAGAUAUGGGUCUAUGGAUGGGGGGACCAGGAGGAAGAACGCCACUCGAGAGACCACCAGCACGCUAAAGGCCUGGCUGCAGGAGCACAGGAAGAACCCGUACCCCACUAAAGGAGAGAAGAUCAUGCUGGCCAUCAUCACCAAAAUGACCCUGACCCAAGUGUCCACGUGGUUCGCCAACGCCAGGAGGAGACUCAAGAAGGAGAACAAGAUGACAUGGCCCCCCAGGAACAAGGGCUCAGAUGACAAGAGAUAUGAUGAAGACGAGGAGGGCUCACAGGAGGAUCAUAUCAAGAGCGAGAACAAUGAUGAUGAGACCAGGAGUCGCCACGAUAAGGACCUCCAGCUCAGCGACUUGGAUGACUUUGAGGCUCUGGAGUCAGAGAGCUCUGAGUGCGAACUGAAGCAUCGCUACCACCUCAACACCCACAUGUCCACCACCGAGCUGCCCAACGAGCACCUCAUCAAAGACGUGCCGCUCAAACUGCCCGCUCAACUCGAGCAGGAUUUGACUAAAAACUGUCUCAAAACCAAGGUUGAGGACUUUCAGGGGGACUCCAGGCAACCGGGCAAAACCUGUUAUUCGCAGCAGCAAAUUCUCGACGGAAAGCCGCGAAUUUGGUCCCUGGCUCAAACAGCCACAUCUCUGAAUCAGACUGAAUUCCCUUCUUGCAUGUUGAGAUGCCAGCCGCCACCCCCCUCAUCAAUUAGCCCCUCCCCCAGCACCACCUCGCCCUCCUCUGGGCUGGAUACACGGCAGGACUCGCCCGUCACCACACUGCGGAACUGGGUGGAUGGGGUGUUCCAUGACCCCCUCUUCAGGCACAGCACUUUGAGCCAGGCGCUGACCCACACCUCGGUUUCCUGGAGCGGCGAUACUAAAGGCGCCGCCCUGCUGGAGUCAGACAGAAGUGCACUGAGCUUACAGCACCAGGACUCUGCGAAGGACGCUGCCAUGAAUCAGUUUCCCAAAAGCAUGAACAAACUGUUCUGCUCCUAA
Messenger RNA from Knipowitschia caucasica, 1404 nucleotides. The record is from the annotation of a GenBank genome assembly. NCBI's taxonomy places the organism in Eukaryota, Metazoa, Chordata, Actinopteri, Gobiiformes, Gobiidae.